GUACACAUUCAUUACGCAUCAAGACAGCAAGCAAGAAAACUAUUUUGUUUGGGUUGCUUUCUUUCAAUAACAAUAAAAAACUAUGAAUUUUGGCACCGAAUAUGACACCGAUCCGACACAGAUCCAGAUUAUAUCCGAAUUGGAUAAAGGCCUUCGUUCAACCAAAAUCGGUGAACAAUGUGAAGCGAUCGUUCGAUAUCCGAAACUUUUCGAAAAAUACCCAUUUCCAAUUUUAAUCAAUGCAUCAUUUUUAAAAUUGGGUGAAUUAUUUCGUGUUGGUUCGAAUCUUCUGCGCUUAUGGAUAUUGAGAGUGUUUCAACAAAGUGAAAAACAUGUCGAUAAAAUUAUUAGUGUUGAUGACUUUGUUCAACGUAUUUUUAUGGUCAUUCACUCAAACGAUCCGAUUGCCAGAGCGUUGACACUGCGAACAUUGGGUGCGGUUGCCGUAGCGAUUCCAGAAAAGCAACAAGUUCAUCAUGCCAUUCGACGAGCUCUUGAUAGUCAUGAUAUUGUGGAAAUCGAAGCUGCCAUUGAUGCAUCCGUUCUAUUUGCCGCACAAUCAAAAACAUUCGCGAUUAGUAUGUGCUCGAAAGUGGCAGCCAUGAUUGAGUCGCUGCAAACACCGAUUAAAAUGAAACUUCAACUGAUUCCCGUUUUGAAGCAUAUGCAUCAUGAUGCGAGCACAGCUGCUUUGGUGAAAUCAUUGUGUACAAAUCUAUUGCCGAAAUAUCCAUCUGAGGAUUUUGUCGUCGUCAUUUUGAAUUCACUGACACAAUUAUCGUGCGCCACAUUGGUCGAUAUUCCUGAUCAAGUCACAUUGCUAUUGACUUAUUUGAAAGAUCCACGAAAACGUGUGCGGUAUGCAAUUUUGCAUUCGAUGCGAUUAUUGGCAUUGAAAGGAGCACAUUUAUGGCCAACCGGAGCAUUACAAACACUUUUGACCAAAGCCAUGCAGUGCAAUGAUUUGGGCGACGAACAAAGUCUUGUUCUGAAGGUGGUUUUGACGUUAACUGAAUGCCCCGUUUCGUGUAAUCAACUGUUGAACGACGAACAAAAUAUUGUUUUGGAACUAUGCACCUCAUGUUUAUUGCUCGAACAUCAUGCAGCAACCAGCAAGGCAUUGGGGAUUUUAACAAGACUUGUCACAUAUUGCUAUUCCGAACGAAUCCCACCGCCGAUUAGUUAUGUCAAUCAAAUCGAUUUGCAUAUUGAGAGUUUGAUCUAUGUAUCAAUGGUCGAUUCAAAUCUGGAGAAAGAACUGAGACACUAUUUAAAAUGUGGCGUUAAUUUAUCGCAGUACAAUCAAGAAUUUCGUGAUCGAUUCUUGGACAUCAUCGGAUCUCUUCUAACUGAUAAUUUUGUGUAUCCAUCGAAGCACUUGACUUUGCUAUGUGAGACGCUCGGUGCGCUUGGUUCGCAGUACAUGAAACUGACCAUCGACCGUUCGUUUCCAAUUUUGAGUGAUGCAAACAGUAUGGAAGUCGAUGAAGAAGACGAUGUAUUUCGUCCGUCAAGUGUAUUUCAUGAAAUGUUACCAAAACUUCUAAAGAAAUUGGAUGCGAUAGCCAAUACGACAAUCAACAAAGACCAAGUGCAAAUUGUUGAAACUUUGUCAGCCGUGUGUUUGCAGUCGAUGCUCGGAACAUUUUUACCAGUUAAAGUGUUGCAUACAUUCGAUCGAGUGAUGAAGGCAACAAAUCACUGGACCCAAUAUCGUAUUGCCAGAUCUGCAUCUAGGUACGGUCAUCAUUACUUGGCGGCAAUAAUCUAUGAGAAACUUUCGUCGAAUGUUCCGUUGGAGAAAUUGCACUUUUUCCUGAGCGGAUUAAGUCAAAUAUCAAAAGCCGAAUGCAUUUUAAACUAUGGAUGUGAAUACAAUACCAUUGACGAAUACUAUAAACAGAAUGCAAGUCGCGAUGCAGCCUCCAAGAAGAUAAAAAGUAAUUUAACGUUAGCUCAACGUUUGGAGAGUGCUGUAUCACUCUAUUGGAAGGCAUUGGCCACACUAAAAGCAAGCUCAUCAACAAGCCACCCGCUCACAUUUCAAACGGAAUUUGUGCGAUUACGAGGCCAGUUCUUGGAAGCAAUGUUCAAUUUGGUUAUCAUCAAGAAUACACAAAGUAUUACACCACCACCGAUCAUUGCACAAACAUUGGCACAAAAUUCACGUGAUUAUUUACAAAAAUUCGGUCAUAUUACGAAUCAACUGCGAAAAGCUGUAAAAAUUUUGAAAACAUGUGAAGAUUCAUACUUGAAAUUGUACAAGUUUGCAUUCGAUGCCGAUCCAAGCACACUCGAGUAUCUUAAAAUAACCCAACAUGCAUGUGCGAUUUUGAGUUAUUCCGUAGAGACAAUUUGUUUUGUUUCACCAUCUGAAGCGCCGAAUACUCCGUCGGAUGGAUCAUACCCAGAAACAAAAUACCUACUAGCUGGUUGUCGUAAAAUCCAGAAUGAAUUGACCAAAUAUUUGCCAGCCGAGCAAAGUAAUCAAAAGACAAUCACAAGUCGUCACACCGAAGUGAUAUUGAAUCAAUUGAAAAUUUUGAUGCAAAUGCCCAUUUGCAUGCCACGAUUUUUCUUCCAAGUAUUACAAAAUACGUCCAUCAAAUUGGCGUUACAUCCACCGCCACGUGCAAAUGGUGAUCCGAUCGUUGUUACAAUGGGAAGUAAUUUGGUGGUUAAGGUUGAUGGUGUUAUUCAACAUGCAAAAACGCCAAGUUUAUAUCGAUCAGUGGAUUCGAUACAAUUACAUCUUACGUCGCAAUUGACAUCGCCCAAACCGACCGACUUCAAAAUGGCCAGCGAUACGAUUACAUUAACACAAACGGUAAAACCGCAUCGUGAUUUUGUCAGCGGAAACUUUUUGAUUCCCUUGAAUAAUGUAACACAACAAGGUCCGGCCGGACAAUUCAAUGCGAUUGGCGGAAAUUGGCAAAUCACAAUUGAAGCAUUCAUCAUCGAUAAAGAUAGUGUUGUUUGGAACACCGGAACCAAAUCACAAUUGAGCGUUAAAGUGAUGGACGAUAACAACAAACCAAUGAAUACGGUUGGAACCAUUCGCCGAUUUUGAAUAUCAUAUAGAUAACCAUGAC
Molecule: messenger RNA, 3092 nt
Organism: Contarinia nasturtii (swede midge)
Lineage: Eukaryota; Metazoa; Arthropoda; Insecta; Diptera; Cecidomyiidae
Gene: INTS7
Product: integrator complex subunit 7
Exons: 9
Coding region: 83-3070 (995 amino acids)
Biological process (GO): snRNA 3'-end processing
Cellular component (GO): integrator complex
Source: RefSeq, a predicted model, not a curated record